Molecule: messenger RNA, 945 nt
Organism: Metschnikowia bicuspidata var. bicuspidata NRRL YB-4993
Lineage: Eukaryota; Fungi; Ascomycota; Pichiomycetes; Serinales; Metschnikowiaceae
Exons: 1
Coding region: 1-945 (314 amino acids)
Source: RefSeq, a predicted model, not a curated record
AUGUAUGUUUUGAAAUUCGAGCAAGAGACUGCGAAUUUGAAACUGUUAACGCAAAGAUCGAAUGACGAGUUGCAUACCUUCAAAGUGAAAUUUGAGCAUGCGUCACAAGAAAUAGAUGUCCUAAAAAAUUUGAAAAGUUCACUUAUCAGUCAAAAUGAAGCUAAGGACGACGAAAUCUGUGCGUUGAAGACAGAAAUUGAAGAAAAAGAUUCAUUGAAUCGAACUCUUGAUCAAAAGUUCAGCAAACUAAUGGAGGAUACCCGACAUUUACAUCAUGAAAUGGAAUUGAUUGAAAGGGAACACAAUGCUUUGAAAUAUGAGAUCACAGAGAAAAACCAAGCUAUAGACGCGCUUGAGCUUUUGCGAGGAGAACUUGAGCAUAAAUGUCUCUGUCACCAAGAAGAAGCUGAGAGCAACAAGAGUAGUGCCUUAAAAUUCGAGAACGAAUCCAAGAGACUUGAUUCGAUUUUAAUGGAAGCCAAUGCACAACUUCAUGAUCUCAAAUCACAAUCCAAGGAGAAGGACUCAAUCAUAAGUGGUGAUACUCAGAAAUUGGCCGAGCUUAAUGCACAAGUCAAUGCGCAGAAGAAAAUGAUUUCGGAUUUGAAAGCCGAAGUUCUUCGGACGAAUACGGGCCAUGAGCACUCCGAGGCUGAAUUGAUCCACGAAGUUGAAACCUUGAAAGCUCAAAUUUUUGCUGCUCAACAAAAGAGCGAUGAAAGGAUUCAAGAAAUCGCAGAACAAUUAUACCACCAAUACUCGAAAAAACAUGAAGUUAAAGUUGGCCAAUUGCGCAAAAAUUACGAAUUUAAGAUCAAAGAGAUGAAAGAAGUCUCCGAGGAGUCUGAGAAGCGAAUUGAAAAUUUGGAAAGUCAAUUGCAAAUCGAAGUUAAAGAAAAAGAUUAUCUUUUGAGUGUUCUCGAAAAAGUGAAAGAGAACGCGUAA